AUGAGCAAUAUUACAGUCAAAUGUCCUGUCGAGGUUUUUCGUUCUGGCGCGAAACUCACGCCAGUGGAAUUGGUCGAUCAAGCAAGAAACCUUGAUCAAAUCGAACUGACUUUUGAGCUAGGAAAUGGAAACGAAGUCCCACUUUUACUUAAUAAUGAAAAGUUAGUUAUUCGAAAAAUUCUUCCAGAAAUUCGAAACAAAAUCCGUUUCAGAUACAAUUUACGCUCUACGAUAGAUGAAAAAGCAUCAACUUCUACAAUAGUGAGUUAUUCAAAAUUCAUUUUUUUUUUAUUCGAUUUUUUUAAGGUUCCCAAUUGUCACUAUAGCGGAAAUUUUGAUGGCUUGAGGCAGUCGCUUUCAAUCUGCGAUUAUGAAAAUAUCGCAGGUUUGAUCAUGGUUUCCGGCAACACCUUCAGCAUAAGUGCAAAAGACGGACAGUUCAUUCUGACACCUCAAAUCAGGAACAGCUGUGGUACGUUUUCAUUUUCUGUUUUUGAAAAUUCCACAGCUUAAAACCUGAGGGAAUCAAAUUCAAAAAAAAUUUGCAGAGGUUUUCCAAAAACCACGUUUGCGAAGAGCUAUCAACUCAAAAGCAAAUGAUUUGGCUUAUGUAAAGGAUUUAAUGGAUGGAAAGUGGCGAUUUGUUGAACUGGCGCUGGUAGCUGACAAUUCUAUGGUUUUCCUGUUUCUUCUUAGAAAUAGUUCUGUUUGUUUAGUAUCGAAAGUUCAAAUCGGAUGAAGCGGCGCUAAACAACCAUUUGCACAGCAUUGUCAAUAUUAUGAACUCAGUUCGUUUUUUUUUUGCGUCAUACAUAUUUUUUGAAUUUUUUAGCUUUACUAUCCAUUGCAUAUCAGGAUCUCUCUGGUUUACUCAGAAAUUUGGAAAGAAGGAGACAAACUCUCGGCAAGUUGAUUGCUGUUUUCAUUUGAUGAGUUCUGCACUUCAGGUUGUUUCUGAUGCGAAUAAAUCGCUUUCCGAGUUUAUGAAUUAUCGAAAAGGCAUCCUUAAAGAGCAUCCUCACGACAACGCCCAUCUUUUGACGUAUGGACAAUUUUAGGAAGACUUUUAAAAUUUCAAGAAACAUUUUCAGAAACGUGGUUUUUACCGAUGGGGUUGUUGGAAAAGCUUAUCGAGGAACUAUGUGCUCGUAUGACUAUUCCGGAGGCGUUUUCAUGGUUCUCAUUCCGUUUUUCAUCAUUUCUGGAGCUUGUUUCAUGAUUCCAGGAUCACAACGAAGACGUUGCAAUAGUAGCAGGAACAGUGACUCAUGAAAUGGGGCACAACUUCGGAAUGGAUCACGACGUCGACCCGCAAACCUGCAACUGUCCAACUUCUCAGUGUAUCAUGGCACCUCAAUCAGGGUUCAUUGCAAUUUAUUUCGACUCCAUUUUGAGAGAAUCAAUUUUGAAGGCGUCUUGAGUACUGGUCGGAAUGCAGUGUCAAAUUCUUAUCUAGCGCGAUCAACCGCGGAGUGGACAUUUGUCUUCUGAAUGAACCUGGCAUCAAGGCCGGCGAUGCCAAAUGUGGCAAUGGAAUCAUCGAAUCUGGGGAGGUUUGCUUGAAAGAUUUCAUAAAACGAGUCAUUGCUACGAGGAGAUUUUUCGUGUCUUCGCAGGAGAAAUUUUCUCAUGUAAAUAAUUUUUCUGAUCUCAUCACAAAAUAAAAGUAUAUUUCAUAGUUAUAUGGUGCUUUUUCUCCAUAAAACCAAAUGCCGACAAACGCAAAUCUCCAAUUUUGGAAUCAAUCGCAUCAAAAUUCAUUGAAUUCAGCAUUUAGAAGAAAAAUUGAUGAGUUUAUUGGAAAGGAGCUCAACUUAAGUCAGUCUUAUGAUUAAAAAAAAAUGAUUUUUUGCGGUUCGAAGCCCUCGAUUGAUCAAUGAGUGGACUUUAAAUCUUUCAAACUCAGGAAAAACGGUUUUCCACAAAGGAAGAAAAUGCAAUAUGAAAAUCGAUAAGUUUUUUAUGUGUUCUUCUACUUUUUUUGAUUUAUUUUCUAAAGAUUAGGGUCAAAAGCUUCCGAUAAUUUGCGGUUCUAAAAAAGUAUAAAUGAAUAAUUACUCAGGAGUGCGAUUGCGGCCAAGAAUCGUGUCCCAACAACUGCUGUAACGGAAAAACGUGCCAGCUCAACGGCGAAGCCAAGUGUGCAAGCGGAGACUGCUGUGAUUUGGAAAUCUGUCAGGUAGAUCAAUAUUCCCUUCAAUUAUGCUCCUUUCCUCUCAGCCCAAGCCUCGAGCCACCGUAUGUCGAGCGGCCACCGGAAUCUGCGACCUUGACGAGUACUGCAACGGAAAAACACAAGACUGUCCACCCGAUUUUUUCGUACAAAAUGGAAACAGCUGUCCAGGAAGGGAUAAUGUAAGAAAACUGUCUUAUUCGGUCUUUUUCUUUUUCUUUUUUUAUUUAUUUAUUUUUUUGAAUAAAAACUAUUCAUAAGUUUCAUAAGUUCUUUUUUGAAAUAAUGAAAAAAAUGAUCUUGUUUCUUUCCCAAUUUUAUAAGUAUCAAAUUGAAAAUUUUUUUGAGAACUGCAUUUUUAUUAGUGAGCAGCAAAAAAAGUAGAAGCUGGUCGAAUUUCGCAAUAAAUUUAGGAGUUCUGUUACGAAGGAACUUGUGGGAGUCGAGAAGACCAAUGUUCCCUUCUUUGGGGUCCUACUGGGGUGGCAGGCGACGAACGUUGCUACAGUUUGAAUACUAAAGGCACUUGGUCAGGCCACUGUGGCCACGAUGUCCACACCGACCAGUACACUCCUUGCAAAAACGAGUAACUUGUCUUCUUUCUUUGAAUGUUUGAUCAAUUUCUUUCUAGAAACAAGCAAUGCGGACUUCUCCAAUGCGAGACAACUGCAGAACGACCAGUUUAUGGAACUAGUAACGCUAUCGUUGGCUUCCAUACUCCGAUUUAUUUAGAUGCCAAUUGUACCAUAAGUCUUAAUUUUGAAAUAUUCAUUUUUUGGAUUAAGAUCAAACCAAGAAGUAUUGCUAUGGAGUUAAGUCGACGUAUGUGGGCACGGCGAAGCAAAAACAACCAGGAAUGGUUCCAGAUGGUGCGCCUUGUGGGAAGGGAAUGGUACGUUAGGGUUAUUGUGCAUUUACCAUAAUUUGAAAAACUUUUGAUUUUUCUAGACGCUUUCAAAUCUCUAACCCAAUCAUAAAAAAAAAAAAAAACUCUCAAAGCCAAGAUUUUCCGGAGAACAAAGUGUAAAAAGUUAAAAAAAUUUCAAGUUGGAUCGAUCAAGAGUUUUAUCCUCAUCGCGAAAGAUGAGAAUUAUUCAAGGAAAACUAAUUUUUUUGAAGAUUUGCGUGGAGAACAAAUGUCGAGACCAUGGAAAUGUAACCAAAUUGACAGCUUCUUGCGAGGCCAACUGCCAUGACCGAGGUAUUUGAAAUUUAAAAACCUCCCGAACUUCUGAAAUUUUCAAGGUAUUUGCAACAACGUUGGAAAUUGUCACUGUGAACGAGGAUUUGGUGGCAUCGCAUGCGAAAUUCCUGGCUAUGGUGGAUCGGUUAACAGUAAUGAUGCUUACAGUUUCAGAGGGUAAACUUCAUGAAACAUCUCAAACUUGAAAAUUCUUUUUAGGAUCACUCUGUCUUCGACAUUCUUGGUCUUUUUCAUUCUUUUCGGUUUUUUCAUCGCUGGACUCUGCAUCUACUACCGUGUCAAGCGUAAUAGGAAUUUGCUCACUGAGUUCGUUUUUUUUUUCAUCUAACAAGAGAGGUAAUUCUAUUCAAAAAUCAGGAGUAUCUGAAGAUCCGCCUUAAUUUUUCUGUGAAAAAAGAAAAAACUAGAAUCGAUUAAGGAAUUGGUUUCUUUCAGAUCUUGGGUUUAUGUGAAGAAAAAUUUCGAUUUGCACGGAACUCUUAUUCCUACUCGCCAUGCUCCUCCACCACCAAAACAGCGAAUAGAUCGGUAUGAAUUUUCUCGAUUUGAAAAAUCCUCAAACUGCUCGAAAAAAAGUUCAUAAAUUUACUCCUCAAUAAAUUGGGGAAUAAGAGGGAAAUCUGAAUUGAGUUGCAAAUAAAACAAGCUUUACAAAAAAGAAGACUGCAUCAGAUCGACGUAAUCUUGAAGCUCUAUUUCUCCUUGCGUUUCUCAAAAAUUUCAAAUUUCAGAGUAAAUAUAAACCUCUUUUUGAUUUUUGAACUUCUAGACCAUUUAUCGAUUUUCAGAGCUGGCUUAGCCUCGACAUGGGGGGAGCCACAAAAUGGAUACAUCGCAGUGAAACCUCCAUCUUUCCUCCCGCCUGCCAUUCCUCUCGUCUCCUACUCUAGCGUCGCUGCUCCAGAAUCGAAUGCCCCUAAAACUGCAAACACCGCUCAUAUUCGUUCAUUUGAUAGCAGGGACGAUUUUAACAAGGUUUAAUAAAGUGACAAUCAAAUCAUCUUUGAAUUGUUUGAGACUCUCCGCCCGAAAGAUUUACCUCCAUCCGUUCCAAAUGUUCCACUGAGACCGCCUGAAGAAGUCAUCGAAAAGCUACACGAAGAGUGCGCAGAAGAAAUCGGCAUAGGGAAGUAAGAACUAUGCCAAUGAAAAUGGGAAAUGACAAUUUUGGAAUUCAGGGUGAAACCGAAAAUUUACGACAAACCCUUGCCAAGCGUGCCAAAAGUUCAAGAUGAAAAGACGCCACUGAGAAGGAAUGAAAGCAUGUCUCGGCCUGGAGGAGCACCACCUCCACCUCCUGCUCAACAAUCGGUAGUUUAAUUUUUUCACAGAAUUGAAAGGAUUUUUCGAUUUCAGCAAAGCAAGCCCGCUGUUCCUGCAAAACCUCCACGCGCUAUCCAAUCAUUAGCGACAGAUGGCGAUAGCUCAAGUGCAAAAGUUGAUGUGAAAAGUAUGGCAGCCAAAUUCGAUUCUCAAAAAAAAUAA
Caenorhabditis auriculariae is the source of this 4862-nucleotide messenger RNA. Lineage: Eukaryota; Metazoa; Nematoda; Chromadorea; Rhabditida; Rhabditidae. The record is from the annotation of a GenBank genome assembly.